AGAAACGUCCUCCCAGCCCACCUGAGCCUUCUGGCCCGUCUUAAUGGAGGGAACGCGAAGCUUUCUGCCGAAACAGUGGGGUUUGGGCGCUUGUCCACGGCCGCCGCCAACAACGAGUUCCUGACCUCCGCCGUCUCUUCCCCGCUCCCUCGCGCUCGCAGUCGCAGCUCCGGCCGCCCUAUUUUGCGGAAUUCGGUAGAUUUGUUUCCUUCAUGGGUCGCACCAUCAAGAAGGCCAGGAAAGCGAAACCCAAGAAGUCUAAGAAGAAAACUGAAGCGUCUUCAUCGUCCAAUCAUGCGGUUGCCUCUGGUCCGGCUAAGGUCUGGCAACCGGGUGUAGAUGCACUGGAAGAUGGGGAGGAGCUUCAGUUUGAUCCUGAGGCUUAUAAUUAUCUCCGAGGUUUUGGCAUUGGCUGGUCUUGCUUGAGUUUUGAUGUUGUGCGCGAUCAACUUAGACUCGUCCGAUCAGAGUUCCCUCAUACAUUAUAUGGUGUUGCUGGGACGCAGGCGGAGAAAGCUUCAUUGAAUUAUAUCGGUGUUUUCAAGCUUUCUAACAUAAAUGGGAAAAAGCGGGAACCUAUACCAGCUUCAGCAGUUGAUGGUGACACUGAUGUGGAUAGUGACAGCAGCAGUGAUGAAGAAGAUGAAGAAAUUAACGAGGAUACAAAGCCCAUCCUACAUCUAAAAAAGGUGGCUCAUGCGGGGUGUGUAAAUCGGAUACGCUCAAUGACUCAAAAGCCACAUAUAUGUGCUACUUGGGGAGAUACUGGUCAUGUUCAGGUGUGGGACUUGAGCUCCUUCCUUAAUUCUUUAGCAGAGUCAGGGGCAUCUGCACCCAAAGAAGACGAUAUAAUCCACAAACACUUACCCAUGAAAGUUUUUAGUGGCCAUAAAGAUGAGGGAUAUGCCAUUGAUUGGAGUCCACUUGUUACUGGAAGACUUGUUUCUGGUGACUGCAAUAAGUGCAUUCACCUAUGGGAACCGACUUCAAAUAACUGGAACGUAGAUGCAAACCCAUUUGUUGGACACACUGCUAGUGUUGAAGAUCUACAGUGGAGUCCCACGGAAGCCGACAUAUUUGCCUCGUGUUCUGUGGAUGGUACGAUAUCAAUAUGGGAUGUACGUACAGGGAAGAAACCUUCUAUUUCUGUCAAAGCUCAUAAAGCAGAUGUGAAUGUUAUCUCAUGGAACAGGCUUGCUAGCUGCAUGAUAGCUUCUGGGUGCGACGAUGGCAGUUUCUCAGUUCAUGAUCUUAGAUCAAUUCAGGACUCGUUGGUAGCACAUUUUGAGUACCACAAGAAAGCAAUUACAUCCAUCGAGUGGAGCCCACACGAAGCAUCAUCAUUAGCUGUAACAUCUGAAGACCACCAGCUCACAAUCUGGGACCUUUCAUUGGAACGGGACACCGAGGAGGAGGCUGAGUUCAGAGCGAAGAUGAAAGAGCAGGCAAACGCCCCUGACGAUUUGCCGCCUCAGCUUCUCUUUGCUCAUCAGGGUCAGAGAGACUUGAAAGAAGUGCACUGGCACCCACAGAUACCGUCGAUGAUCAUAUCGACGGCAAUCGACGGCUUCAACGUGUUGAUGCCUAGCAACAUCGAUACAACCAUUCCUGGCAGCACAGAUACAGCAAUGCCGCCUGCUGAGCCAUAGGUUAGGUGUUUCUGGUAGCUCAUGAUUCCAGGUUCAUGCGGUGGUGAGUGUAGUUGCCAUUUGUCAUGUGUCGACAGUGCUAUGCUGUCGUGUUGGAGCAUGAUGGGAAAAUUUUGAUUGGCUGGCGUUCUAUGAUAAUAUGAUUAGGAUUUAAUAUGUGCAUGCUUUUUUUAGUUUUACCAGCAUCUUUGAUGGUUGUGGGCCCCAUCAUAUGUCAAAUUAUCAACCGAUGUUUUCGUUGCAUUUAAGCAUUUAA
Messenger RNA from Zea mays, 1905 nucleotides. Its product is annotated as glutamate-rich WD repeat-containing protein 1. The record is from RefSeq and is a predicted model, not a curated record. Lineage: Eukaryota; Viridiplantae; Streptophyta; Magnoliopsida; Poales; Poaceae. Bases 213 to 1649 code for a protein of 478 amino acids. Gene Ontology annotation, biological process: ribosome biogenesis. Gene Ontology annotation, cellular component: nucleolus. The transcript is spliced from 13 exons. Gene Ontology annotation, molecular function: protein binding.